This is a messenger RNA of Salvia miltiorrhiza (redroot sage), 1477 nucleotides long. Its product is annotated as exopolygalacturonase-like. Lineage: Eukaryota; Viridiplantae; Streptophyta; Magnoliopsida; Lamiales; Lamiaceae. Gene Ontology annotation, biological process: carbohydrate metabolic process. The record is from RefSeq and is a predicted model, not a curated record. The coding region runs from base 44 to 1255 and encodes 403 amino acids. The transcript has 5 exons. Gene Ontology annotation, molecular function: polygalacturonase activity.
GAAAAAAAAAAGACAAAAAAAAAAGAAAAAAAAAGAAAAAAAAAUGGAAAAGAUGAAUUGUGCGUGGAUAUUGAUGGUGGUGGCGAUGCUGGUGGCCGGAAACCAGGCGGCGGAGAUUACGCUCUCGAAAUACGGCGCCAAGGCUGACGGCAAAUCCGACGACAGCACGGCUUUGUUGAAUGCGUGGAAAGAUGCAUGCAACGCUGUUGGGGGGAGCAAACUGGUGAUCCCAAAAGGGACGUACAUGUUGGGCCCAGUGAAAUUCUCAGGCCCAUGUCAGGGCCCAAUGAUAAUCCAAGCUAUGGGUGCGACGUUCUUGGCCCCGGCCGACCCGGCCAAAUUCAAUGGCCAAAACGGUUGGGUUCUCUUUCAUAUCCUCAAUAACUUCCAGCUCUUGGGCGGCACUUUCGACGGCAAGGGCCAGACUGCGUGGCAGAAAAAUGAUUGGAAGGGCGAAUCUUGUCUCAAAUCCGGAAAAUGUUCUUCCAUACCCAUUAACUUAUCGUUUUAUAAGAUCACGAAUUCAUUGGUCCAAGGCACAACCUCUGUGGACAGCAAGCAAUUCCACAUGAACUUGCUCCACUGCGAGAACCUGACCCUCAACCAGGUGAGUAUCAAGGCCCCGGCGGACAGCUCCAACACCGACGGAAUCCACAUCGGACGGUCCAACCACAUCAACAUCACGAACACCAACAUUCAGACGGGCGAUGACUGCAUCUCACUAGGGGACGGCAGCCAGGAGGUGGACAUCACGAAGGUGCGGUGCGGGCCCGGCCAUGGCAUCGCCAUCGGGAGCCUUGGCAGGUACAACAACGAGGAGGAGGUGCGCGGGAUCCGGGUGAGGAACUGCACGCUGACCAACACGAUGUACGGGCUGAGGCUGAAGACGUGGCCGUCGGCGCCCCAACCGGGGGUGGCGCGCGAUCUCAACUUCGAGGACAUCAUCAUGAACAACGUGUCGACGCCGAUCCUGAUCGACCAGGAGUACUGCCCGCACAACCAGUGCAACAUGAAGACGCCGUCGAAGAUCAAGAUCAGCGACGUGACCUUCAAGAACGUGAGGGGAACCUCGGCCAGCAAUGUGGCCAUGAAGCUGCAGUGCAGCAAGGGGAAUCCCUGUCAGAACGUCAAGCUCGCCGACAUUAAUUUGGAGUACCGUGGAACUAACGGCACCGCCACCUCCGAAUGUGGGAACAUACAACCCACCACCAGCGGGAAGCUCUUCCCGCCGCCAUGUGCGGUCAAGUCCGCCUAAACCCUAGCUUACACACGCACACUUUUCAUUUAACUAAUUAAUAGAUAGAUAUAUAUAAUAAGACGCAUCCAUCCAUCCAUCCAUCCCCUUUGGUUGGUUGCUGGUUGGUGAUGAUUGAUUGCAUUGGCGUAGGAUUUUUGUAAAUUUUAUACUACUUGCUAGUUGUAAAUUGUUAUAUUCAAAAAUAAAUAAAUUUAUGUAAUCAAAUUUUUUUACGUCCAA